AACUUCAUCUUCAUGGGGGACUUCAAUGCUGGCUGUGGCUAUGUCGCCAAGAAGCACUGGAAGAAUAUCAGGCUAAGAAACCACACCGGAUUUGUUUGGCUUAUUAAUGACAAAAGCGACACCACUGUGAGAGCCAGCACCCAUUGCCCAUAUGACAGGAUUGUGCUCCAUGGAGAGAUGCUCAUAAGGGCCACUUUGCCAGACUCAGCAAACAUCUUUGAUUUCCAGAGAGCCUUUUCAAUGACUGAAGAGCAGGCUUUAGCAGUGAGUGAUCACUUUCCCAUAGAAUUUCAGCUGAAAGCCACCAGACAUUCCUCAAGAUCAAGAAUAAAGAAUUGUGGACUCCUUUUGUGA
This is a messenger RNA of Gekko japonicus, 354 nucleotides long. Its product is annotated as deoxyribonuclease gamma-like. Gene Ontology annotation, cellular component: nucleus. NCBI's taxonomy places the organism in Eukaryota, Metazoa, Chordata, Lepidosauria, Squamata, Gekkonidae. The record is from RefSeq and is a predicted model, not a curated record. Gene Ontology annotation, biological process: apoptotic DNA fragmentation; programmed cell death involved in cell development. Gene Ontology annotation, molecular function: DNA nuclease activity. The transcript is spliced from 3 exons. The annotation marks the transcript as partial.